CACAUUAUUUCACAACCAGGUUCUUACAACCGAAGGCUUAAACCUAACCUAAAGGCUUAAACAUGAAUGUCAAACUUAUUUUUAUCGUACUAUUGUCAUUGGCUUGCCAAACCAUGGGACGUAAUGUUUCCAACUUGGAACUUUCAAGAUUAUUGAAUUGGACCAAUACCAGAAAUAUUUGUUUGACCAUUUUACCGGACGUUAUACUUACAUCUUGCGUCAUGAGAUACACCGGACGUCCUGCAGCUUUCUUGCCAUGGAGCAGCGGCAUCAAUAGCAAAUGCUGUUUUAAUGAGUGUGACCUAAGCAAUUCGAAGAUGACAUGCCCCGAUUCUAAGGCUAAGGAAAAUUUAUCUGAAGUAAAAAAAUUAUUUACUCUCAAAGAAUUUCCUAUUCCAACAACACCAACCACCACUAGGCCUGCAGAUGUGGACAAUGAAAAAGCACAAGAAGAUUUAUGCAAAGCCGUCAUGCAUGCAAAGGAAUACAUGAAUAAAUUAGAGUUUCGUCAGUAUGCUGUUCGUUUGACAUGCUUAGCUUCUCUGGGUGAGCUUAAAACUGUAAAGGAGUAAAAAGUUAAAUCACUUGGAGAAUGAAGAUGAAUAUUCAUAUAAUUUAGGUCAUAAUACUUUAUUAAUAAAUAUAAUAAUUAAU
Sipha flava (yellow sugarcane aphid) is the source of this 654-nucleotide messenger RNA. RefSeq lists its product as uncharacterized. The record is from RefSeq and is a predicted model, not a curated record. Lineage: Eukaryota; Metazoa; Arthropoda; Insecta; Hemiptera; Aphididae.